Eucalyptus grandis is the source of this 2114-nucleotide messenger RNA. RefSeq names its product transcription factor GTE1. The transcript is spliced from 7 exons. Bases 654 to 1580 code for a protein of 308 amino acids. Lineage: Eukaryota; Viridiplantae; Streptophyta; Magnoliopsida; Myrtales; Myrtaceae. Gene Ontology annotation, molecular function: protein binding. The record is from RefSeq and is a predicted model, not a curated record.
GUACCACCAGAGGAAGCACGCUCAGCAAGGACGAAAGGCAGGUGAAUGGUCUCAAGAAGCUGCAACAGGGAGGUUGUAGCAGGGGAGACACUGCAGUGAAGAGAACGCGACUUAUCAGUCAGUUUGGCGUAAUACUCCGCCAGGCAAGAGGUUUCUUGCUUGCAUGAGCGGACAGCAAUUGUGCUAGAAUCAUGCAUCCAUCCUAUCAUUGCUCUAGUAAAUCUUGAGCACGUUUGGUUCUAGUCGAUAUUAGAACAUUUAUUUGGAUGGUACUUUGACCUCGCUUGUCCUAUUUUAUGUCCCAUGCUGACAAUUGACACUCCUCUUUUUCAUUCCAAAUUCACGAAUACAGACCACAUGCUCGUUUCUUUGCGCUUCUCUUAUUAUCUUUUUGCACCCUGAUGUUCGAAAUUUAGAAAGGGAUCCUUCUGGAUCAAAAUCGAUUUGGCCAAACUUAAUCUCAUCCCUUAUCAUCUUUCCAGAUUCAUGUGCUGCUCACUGAGAACCAGUUGAGGAUGCUUCCUUACAUGAUAUUUAGUUUGCUGAGAUAUAAUUCAUCAUGCUAUUCACUUUGCCGUGGCAGAAUUUGAUCUUGUAGUUGUCCAUCAUUUUAUUGUCACGGUAUUCAAAGCUGCAAUACCAGAGGAAGUAUUAUGUUUCUUAAAUAUGUCUCUGCCUUUUUUUGUUCAAUUACUGGGAGCAUAGUCUUGGUCCAGAAGAGGCAUAGUCAUUCUCCCAAUUGGGCAACAAGUAUUAAGAUCACUCAGCACAAAAACGCGUGGCCCUUCCUGCAACCUGUAGAUGUCGAAGCUCUUGGUUUACAUGACUAUCACAAGGUAAUUGAGAAGCCAAUGGACUUCGGUACGAUUAAGAAGCAAAUGGAGGCCACUGAUGGUACUGCUUAUAAGAAUGUCCGAGAGAUAUGUGCUGACGUGAGGCUGGUCUUUGAAAAUGCAAUGAAGUACAAUGAUAAAAAGAAUGAGAUUCAUGUCAUGGCCAAGACUUUGCUCGAAAAAUUUGAGGGGCUCCCACAACUUCGUAAAGUUAUGGAGGAGGAAAAAAGACUAGAACAGGAAGAGGCAGAGGCAGGGGCACAGUUAGAUAUGGAACUUGCUAAGGAAGCUGCUUAUGCCAGGAUGGCCAGAGAAAUAAGUAAUGAGCUUUAUGAGGCUGAUAAGCAUUUGGAAGAACUCAGGGCAAUUGCGCUGUCAAAGUGCAGGAAAAUCUCAACAGAAGAGAAAAAAAAGAUAGCAGCAGCCCUUGAUAAAUUGCCAGUGGAGGAUGUUGACAAGGCUUUGGAGAUUGUUGCCCAGAAUGAUCCAAACUUCCAAUCAAAGGGUGAUCUAGUGGACUUAGAUUUAGAUGCUCAGAGUCAAUGCACUUUAUGGAAGUUGAAAUUUUUCGUUAAGGGUGCCCUGGAAGAUCAAGGAAAGGGUUCGGCAGUUGUUGAUGUCGAUGACAACCACCACGAUCGCAGUAAUAACAACAAUGGCAACGACAAUAACACCAAGAAGAGGAAGGAGAUAUGCAAUGCUAGUGCUAGAACUGCCAAGAGGAGGAGUUUGAAGGCCUCGUCCUAAAGAUGUCAAACCAUAAAAAGAUUUCUAAUAAGCACUUUGUUACGUCAACGUUCUACGAGCUGCUUCGGGAGCACCUGCUAAUUUUUCCUCCAAGUGGACCCCAUCAUGGAACAUCUCCCUCCUUACAGAAGUGAAAAAGGGGAACACAGCUUGCGCUUCCAUCUGGGGCCUCUGUUGUUAGUACUAGUAGAUCUGCCCUUAGCUGGAGGCCCACCCAUCUCACUCCAUUUUCUGAAUUCUGAUUCACAGCAUUUUUCACACUUCGAUGCUGGAAAUUGGUGUGUCAGAAAGAACCAACUGCUCUCAAAACCCAAAAGGAAUAAUAUUCUUUCCCAGAUAAAGAAAAAGGAAAUAUAUUGUCAUUCUAUGUUUGCUAAGAAAUUUAGCCACAUGCAUUUGUCUGCUGGGAUUUUCCCAAUUAUUCCUCAAUUCUCUUUUUUUCUGUGUAGGGGAAAAAAUGGCCCAAGCUAUGUAAAUCUUUCUGGUUAAUUCGUUGAUAACUCUCUGACAGAUAUGCUCCGUUGAUAUUCCUGA